UAUCAUAUGAUGAGAAACGAAUAUCCUAAAUCACUUACCCACUCCUAUUCAUGAUCUCCAAUGAUUUUAAAUAACUAAAGAUUCACUCUGGUACUGAAGGUAUCAGGCGAGCAUAAAUACAAAACACGCAACUCUCAAAGAAAAGAAUUCGGAUCACCGGCGCAGAGAACACCAUUUUACGAGUAUUUAUUGUCUCGUGGAUACGUAUUACACUACGCCAUUCGACCCCACCGUACCUGUGAGGCGAACGGUCACCCGCUGGGGGCACUCGAGGGGUGCGAACCACUAACGCCACCCCCCAGUCAUCUACACAAGUCGAACACACGUGGAUUUAUCCACAGAUAUGUUCAAUUCCGAAUAAUACGUGCCACUUUCGUGCCGUCGUCUCCUCUGGAGUACGACAUAAAUGUUAUGGAAUUUCGGGGUAUAACAGUGUCUCGUUCUCGGGUACAUCAGGGAUAUUGCCACGGGAUGUGCAUUUGCACUUUGGAGAGUCUACGAUGUUGAUCCGAGGUAAAGGCUCAGCGAGGCGGUGCACCCCCAUACAACCCCUACAACUGCAGCUACAUCCAGCCAUCGGUUCACAACGCAUGCGAAUUGAUGCUCACAAUGUUGCGCCGACGUACAACCCACCCUCGGCGAUAUACUUUUCGAUCGACUUGGCGACGGCCAGAAAAGUGAGGAGCGAAGUGAAAAGGACGAGGUGGGUUUGUAAAAUCAGCGAUGGCGUUACCACCAGCAUCAGAAAUCCCAGCUCCAGUCGCCUAGACUUACCCGACAUUCGACAAUCAGCUCAUCUCCAGUUGUCCAGGUGUCCAGGUGCCCCAAGGUUCGUCAUUCAGGACUCGCCGAGUUGAUUCCCCCGGGCAUGUGUCAUCCACCAACAUCAGGAACACGAAUGUCGGCGUUAUACGGCCGCCGACGGUCCGCCGACAGUCGCCCAUGAGACGUUAAAAAAUUGUGAAAUUCUGAGUCUGGAGUGACAAAGUGUUUCUCCGAUAAUUGUGAGUCAUAUCGACAUGAGUUACAUCGACGACGACUUCAUCUGCCUCGAGGACGUGUUCACAUUUCUGAUGUGAAUUCACAUUUUAAAAUUAAACGAAUAAUAAAUUGUGAAUCUCAUGGCGUAAUUAAAUCCCUCCCAAUAAUGGCACUUCAUUAUUGGAAAAAAUUGAUUCAUUCAGUGGACUCAUAAUUAGU
This is a messenger RNA of Diachasmimorpha longicaudata, 1200 nucleotides long. RefSeq lists its product as uncharacterized. The transcript is spliced from 2 exons. Bases 501 to 857 code for a protein of 118 amino acids. The record is from RefSeq and is a predicted model, not a curated record. NCBI's taxonomy places the organism in Eukaryota, Metazoa, Arthropoda, Insecta, Hymenoptera, Braconidae.